Athalia rosae (coleseed sawfly) is the source of this 1165-nucleotide messenger RNA. RefSeq lists its product as uncharacterized. The transcript is spliced from 3 exons. Lineage: Eukaryota; Metazoa; Arthropoda; Insecta; Hymenoptera; Athaliidae. Bases 686 to 1000 code for a protein of 104 amino acids. The record is from RefSeq and is a predicted model, not a curated record.
CUUGUUAUUCCGACAGCCGCUAAAUUCCUGCCAGGCAUUGAGUUUCUCAAAACUGGUCGGUAAAAUGACGCCCAAGGUACACAAGAUGAAUAAUUAGAAAAAAAAAGGCUCGACGAGGGCCUUGAAAUCUUCGAGGAAGUGAAUUUUAUCGGAUAACAAAAAUUAAUUUCAGCCAACCAGACUGGAGAAGUAGUUAUUUGUUCGUUCGCGUAAUGCAGAUUUUCGAUAUUAUCAUCGGUUUCUCUUAUGUAACGUGCGUAGGCUGUCGCUGGACGGUUGCGUACAGACGUACUCGUCGUUGAGAUUGGGAUUUCCAAGUGAAAGUUAUCCCGGUCUUCGGCCCUAGCAUUAUAUUUCAUGGCCAAAUAACAAUUAUGAAUAAAUCAGUUGAUACACCGGUGGAUACGUGAGUGUGCGUUUCUUCUUCAAGGCGUCGAAAAAAUCGUUUGUCACCGUGCGCGGCGAUUCGAAUGAAAAUAAAGAGAUCCCUCGCUCCGAUUUAUAGAUUGUAAAAAGAUGAAAAUAUUUCAUGGAAUCGUUUAGGAAAUUCACCCCGAGGUGUUCGUCGUAACGAGUACUAUUUGAAAAUUGGAAACUCCCACUUAUUUCGGUGCUGGACUGCAAGCGCUUUAUAAAUCCUCCGAAUUGUUGUCAACGGUCAGUUUCCAAAUACGAUUGCGUCGCGAUGAAAGUAGCUCUGAUUUUUUUCUGCAUUCUCGUCGCCGUUGCGACUGCGGCUCCGUCGCGGUUCCGUAAUCGUCGAGGAGCGGCAUCGCUCGCCGAAAGUGAAGCCGAUAAUCGAAGCGUUGGGUUCGAUACGCCGCUGGGUAAGCUCGGUGUUUACGGUUCCUCGUCGAGUGCCAGGGCGAAGGCGGUAGCGGUCGACGAUCCCCACGGGGACUUGAGCCAAACAGGAUUUAAACGGGAACGUAAACUUCCUCACCCGAUCCUGAACCCCAUCGGAACGGCGUACGAACUGGCGAGCCGAGUCGCCGGUUAGGAUCGGCGGCACACCGCAUAUUCUGGAACAAGAUUUUCUUUAUUUGUUUUACCGUUAUCUAAGUACCUAUUGAUUUUUCAUCUCGUGUUUCAUAGUUUGACAUCUGAUCCGAGUUUCAUUUUGGAGAGAAUCAAGACUGUCGAUCGAUAAAUAAAAAUUCUGUAA